Molecule: messenger RNA, 1250 nt
Organism: Phodopus roborovskii (desert hamster)
Lineage: Eukaryota; Metazoa; Chordata; Mammalia; Rodentia; Cricetidae
Gene: Sh2d2a
Product: SH2 domain containing 2A
Exons: 7
Coding region: 32-1141 (369 amino acids)
Cellular component (GO): cytoplasm
Source: RefSeq, a predicted model, not a curated record
UCCUCUUUUGAGAGCACAUACACCUGCCUCUAUGGAGUUCUGCUUGGCUCAGACAUGCCCCCAAGAGAAUCGUGAAGUCCCCUCCCCAACUCUCAGCACCUCCCAGCCCAUGAACUUGACCCAGGGGAGAUGCCAGGAAUUGGGUUGGGGGAGCAAGCCCAGCAUGCAGGCUCUGAAGGAAGGGGAGGUUCAGCUCAGCCCCAGGGCCACCCACGACAUGGCUUCCGCCUCAGCCUGGGUCCUAGGGAAUGCCGACAAGGAGGAAGAGGUGCCUGGGAAAGAUGGUCUGUCCCUGCAAGCCGAGACCAGAGCGUGGGUCCAGAAGACCCAGGCCCACUGGCUCUUGCUCAGGACUGCCCCUGUUUGGUUCCAUGGCUUCAUCACCCGGCGGGAAGCUGAGAGGCUGCUGCAGCCCCAGCCUCAAGGAUGCUAUUUGGUGCGCUUCAGCGAGAGCGCUGUGACCUUCGUGCUAUCCUACAGGAGCCGGACCUGCUGCCGUCAUUUCCUCCUUGCCCAGCUAGGGGAUGGGCGUCACGUGGUGCUGGGCGAAGACAGUGCCCAUGCGCAGCUUCAGGACCUGCUUCAACACUACACAGAGUGUCCUCUCAGCCCCUAUGGGGAGACGCUCACCCAGCCCCUUGCCCGCCAGACUGCCGAGCCAGCUGGACUUUUCAUGAGGACCGAAUCAGUCUCUGGAAGCAAAAGACAAGAGGAUCCUGACAGCCAGCACAGCCUGCUCAUACAACAGGGGCAGGCCCAGGCCCCAGGGCACAAAGAGAAAGUGUGGGCUUCCCAACCCAAAGAGACUUCACCCAGUGCCAGGCCUCCCAUCCCUGCCAAGCCUCAGCUUCCUCUUGAAGUCUAUUCAAGUCCUGCUUCACGACCCCAUCGGGCUCUACCCACUAACCCCAUCUACCAGGAACCUGACGAACCCAUAGCCUUCUAUGCCAUGGGACGGGGCAGUCCUGGGGAAGCCCCCAGUAAUAUCUAUGCUGAGGUAGAGGGGCCAUCAGGGAUGGCACCCACUGGGCACCCCAUCCUCCGGAAGUGCUGGUCCAGACCUAUCUCAGGAGGCCAGGUAAAAGGGGUACAGGGGAAGAAAAAUUCAAGAAGGCCAGCAGAAAGAGGGAGCCCCUCCUGAACAGUGGGGCAAGGUGAAGGUCAUUGAGCUGAAGCAGGCUGGGGUAGCACAUGCCGCCCGAAACCUUUGCCCAGCUCCAGGCCUGAGACUACUCCGUCCACCCUCCUGG